Haliotis rubra (blacklip abalone) is the source of this 3428-nucleotide messenger RNA. RefSeq names its product bifunctional heparan sulfate N-deacetylase/N-sulfotransferase 3-like. Gene Ontology annotation, cellular component: Golgi apparatus. Gene Ontology annotation, molecular function: deacetylase activity; heparan sulfate N-sulfotransferase activity. The record is from RefSeq and is a predicted model, not a curated record. Lineage: Eukaryota; Metazoa; Mollusca; Gastropoda; Lepetellida; Haliotidae.
UGUCCGUCUCAGUGUCUAUACUGACUUGGAUACCCGCUCCUGGAGGACGCGCAACCGCUGAGUGCAUGGUACCAUCCAAAAGAAACUGUUGACGUAACUCUUCGUGAAGAUUCUCUUGCAACAAACUUUGUUGUCUGAGGAUAACAGCCAUGGCCAGCGUCUCCAUAUUCCUGUUGAGCAGACGGCCAUGAUGUUUGUGUCAUGGUUCAGUCUGACUGAGAAGCUGGAUGCCUCUCUGGUGCGGAUGAGAACUAAUUCAGUGUCCCGCAGACCUAGACUAUUAAACUGGAGAUCUGCCAUUAAAAAAUGUCGACGACAGAAAUUGGUUAAACAAUGAAAGUACUGCUGGACGUUAAGUCGUCCUUUUUAGAUGGAACCUGACCUGUGUACCUACAGUUUUAGUUUUUAUGCCUGUUUUGUCUUGUGUUUGUUGAAUUUUGUUCUACGAUGUGGUUUUCUCGUGAGAUUCGUUGGUGUAGAACAUACGUGAAGCAAUGUUUAUGCUUAAAGAGGUUCAGUCUCAUGAAAGGGUUGGCUUUUGUCAUAUCCCUCAGUGUUCUCUCCAGUGUGUUCUUCGCCUACCAUCUCAUGAACUUCGGCAUCGUGAAGCGGCAUGCGGACCCACCCAAACCCAUGCUGAUGUGCCGACCGGACAGUGGUCUACCAAAGAACCAGCCCCAUGUGCCAAAAGACCAUAGCUCUGAGGCUAGUCUCAGACUUGGAAAUCGAGUUCUUCUCAUGGUCGAGACUCAGUACUCAAAGCAAGGGAUUAUCAUAGCCCGACUGCUUGAAGGCUUGAGAAUUGAAUACAAAAUCGAACCAACUGGUAAAAAUCUUCCAACGUUGACACAUGCAGACAAGGGGAAAUUUGCUGUUGUGAUAUUUGAAAAUUAUGAAGCGUAUGUAAAUAUGGACAACUGGAACAGACAGUUGUUGGAUAAGUACUGUAGGGACUAUAAUGUAGGGAUGAUAGGUUUUUUCCCUUCCAAGGAGGAAGCGAUCAUCGAGGAGGUGAUGGGCUUCCCGCUCAGUGUCCAAUACAAUCUGGUGCUUCAAGACUAUAAGCUCAACCAUUACUCUGAUAUAUGGAGGAUCACCAAACCAGGGGAUGUGUUUGAAGGACGUCUUCAGACAGAUUACUGGACUGUGUUCCAUACCAAUCACUCAACAUAUGAACCUCUCUCUUUUGCGCAUGUGUCGUCAGACGAGGGUGAAUUUUCAAGGACAGCCAAGUCUGUAGUGCCUGUUGUGUACGAUGCGGGAUUGAAUGACGGCAUUCGGAGGAUUCUUUAUGGAUACGGGUUGGGCUUCUGGCUUCAUCAUUUGAUGAUGAUUGACAGUUUGUCUUUCAUCUCCCAUGGGAAACUCAGUGUUGGAAUGGACAGGUUUCUUCAGAUUGACAUUGAUGACAUCUUCGUGGGAAAGGAAGGCAUCCGGAUGAAGGUUGAAGAUGUCGUUGCACUUGUCGAGACCCAGAAUCGACUGGCGAAAGAGAUUGAUGGCUUCCAUUUCAACCUUGGCUUCUCAGGGAGGUACUACAUGCAUGGAACGGCCGAAGAGGAUUUAGGGGAUAAAAAACUGAUUGAGUAUCGAGACAAGUUCUGGUGGUUCGGACACAUGUGGAGGCAUGAACAGGCUCACAAAUUUGACCAGGACUUCCUGGAGCGCUCCAUGUUGAUGAACUUCCAGUUUGCAAAGGAGAAUGACAUCAAGGUCAAGUUCCAGUACGCUGUGGCCCCGCACCACUCAGGGGUGUACCCGGUCCAUGAUGCCUUGUACCACGCCUGGCACAACGUGUGGGACAUCAAGGUCACCAGCACUGAGGAGUACCCCCGCCUCUACCCCUACUGGCGUCGGAGGGGGUUCAUACACAAGGGAAUCAUGGUGCUUCCACGUCAGACCUGUGGCUUGUUCACGCACACUGUCUACAUGGGUGACUACAAUGGGGGAAAGGACGAGCUGGACAAAAACAUUCAAGGGGGAGAACUCUUUCAGACAUUCCUAUACAGUCCGGUGAGCAUCUUCAUGACCCACCUGUCCAACUAUGGUAAUGAUCGCCUGGCGCUGUACACGUUCGAGAGUGUGGUCAGGUUCAUCAAGUGCUGGACCAACCUCCGUCUGAGAAGCCUGCCUCCUCUACAGCUGGGACUCAAGUACUUCGAGAUGUACCCAGAGGAACGGGACCCUAUCUGGCAGAACCCAUGUGAUUACAAACGUCAUUUGAUGAUUUGGUCGGCCAACAAGACCUGUUCAAGACUGCCAAAGUUUCUGGUUAUUGGGCCCCAGAAAACAGGAACAACUGCUCUGUACACGUUUCUGCAGAUGCAUCCGUCAAUCUUCAGCAACUUCAACAGCCCAGAGACGUACGAGGAAAUCCAGUUCUUCAAUGGCAAUAACUACUACAAGGGAAUCGAUUGGUACAUGGAGUUCUUCCCAGUCCCUGUUAAUUCUACCUCAGUGUUUCUGUUUGAGAAGAGUGCGACAUACUUUGACAACGACCAGGUUCCGAUGCGGGCUCAUGCUUUGUUACCUAGAGCCAAAAUUAUAUGUAUACUCCUCAGUCCCUCCAAACGGGCCUACUCAUGGUACCAGCACAUGCGAGCACAUGAAGAUCCAACAGCACUCAACUACUCGUUCCAUGAGAUAAUCACAGCAACAGAAAUGGCGCCGCGGCGAGUCCGAGAACUCCGCAGCCGCUGUCUGAACCCUGGGACCUAUGCACAGCACCUGAUGCGAUGGAUGGACUACUUUUCACCAAGACAGGAACCUGCAGGAAAUCAAAGUGAACCUGCAGGAAAUCAAAGUGUUCCUAUAGAAUGGAAUGAAUAUCUUUUCAUCAUUGACGGUGAGCAGCUGCGCAAUGACCCCAUCCAUGUCAUGCAUCACAUUCAGCGCUUCCUGCAUAUAGACACGUACUUUGACUACAGUCAACACCUCAGGUAUGAUCCACGGAAAGGCUUCUUUUGUCAAGUCCUCAAUGAGGAAAAGAAUAGGUGUUUAGGAAAAGGGAAAGGUCGGAACUAUCCUCCAAUGGAAGACAAGUCGGAGAGGAUUCUAAAGAGAUAUUAUCGCAAGCAUAAUAUAGCUCUGUCUAAACUGCUGCAUAAACUGAACAUGGUCAUUCCUGAUUGGCUGGAAGAGGAUCUGCGAUAUCCCUGAGACGUGGUCUUGGGGAAACAUUGUAGCAAACUGAUGGGGAUGCUGGGAUGAACACAUGCAUGACGAUUGGACAGGUUGUCAUGGCAACCAGAUCAGAACAUCUUGACUAAACUGUAGUCUGUGAAGCUCAUCACGAAAGACAAAACAGGGUCUCAUGUUGUGAAAUAUGGGUUGGAUGGAUGUGACAGAAACACAUCUGCUAAGAUUUGAAAUUUCAGUGACUUUAUUAUGUAGAUAAAAAUGAACAUAGACCAAGAAUUAGUCUAAAG